CCGCUCCGCCCCACGCGCUGUUGACACCCCGAGUGGUCACAUCCAGCGGAACAGCCGCUAUUCACUUCUCUGUCAAAGGUUGGGUGCGAGUAGCCUCACCUCCACUGACCACACUUUGGAGAGCGCCUGACACUGCAAAAAGAGACAUGGAGAGCGGUUUGUCCUCGACGGGUGACGCCGGGCUGGACCAGGCGGUCAGCCGGUGGCUGCGGAGCGAUAAGAACCCCAAGACGGCAUCCAUGGUGCAGGACCUGGUGAGAGACGGCGCGGUGGAGGCUCUGAAGAAAUGCUUCUCCUCCAGGAUGGAGUUUGGUACAGCAGGUCUGAGAGCAGCCAUGGGCCCUGGCACGUCCUGUAUGAACGACCUCACUAUCAUCCAGACCACACAGGGUUUUUGUUGCUACCUGGAGGAGAGUUUCGCUGACUUUAAGGACCAUGGAGUUGUCAUCGGCUACGACGCCCGUGCCCACCCCCCCAGCGGGGGCAGCAGCAAGCGCUUUGCCAACCUGGCAGCAGCUGUGUUCAUCAGCAGAGGGGUCCCGGUCCACCUUUUCUCUGACAUAACCCCCACGCCAUUUGUGCCGUUCGCAGUCUUACACCUGGGACUGUGUGCUGGUAUCAUGGUGACCGCCUCCCACAACCCCAAACAGGACAAUGGCUACAAGGUGUACUGGAGGAACGGAGCCCAGAUUGUGUCUCCUCAUGACGAAGGUAUCUCCAAGGCCAUCAAGGAGAACCUGGAGCCCUGGCCGGAGUCCUGGAGCGCAGAGGAGGCCCUGAAGAGCCCCCUGCUCAACGAUCCCUACCAGGACAUCCACACACAGUACUUCAAAGCCAUCCAGAAUCACUGUCAUCACAGGGACAUAAACAAGAGGUCAGAGGUGAAAAUUGUGCACACGUCUGUGCAUGGCGUUGGUCACACAUUUGUCCAAUCGGCUUUUAAGGCCUUCGACCUCAAACCUCCAUAUGCUGUGGAGGAACAAAAAGAUCCAGACCCCGAAUUCCCCACGGUGAAAUAUCCCAAUCCUGAGGAAGGAGAGGGAGUGCUGACGCUGUCGUUUGCACUGGCAGAGAAGGAGGGGGCCGGCGUUGUGUUGGCGAACGACCCUGAUGCCGAUCGACUGGCCGUCGCCGAGAAGCAGGAGAGUGGACGGUGGCGUGUGUUCACUGGCAACGAGCUGGGGGCGCUGCUCGGCUGGUGGAUGUUCCGCUGCUGGAAGGAGCAAAACUCUGACGCUGCGGCGGUGAAGAACCUCUACAUGCUGUCCAGCACCGUCUCGUCCAAGAUACUGCGUGCCAUCGCUCUCAAGGAAGGCUUCCACUAUGAGGAAACACUGACGGGGUUCAAGUGGAUGGGAAACCGAGCCAGAGACCUUUUGGACCAGGGCAAGACUGUUCUGUUUGCCUUUGAGGAGGCCAUAGGCUAUAUGUGUAGUCCCUCUGUAUUGGACAAGGAUGGAGUGAGUGCUGCAGCCAUAGCAGGAGAGAUGAUUUCCUACCUCGCCACGAAAAGCUUCACCCUUUCUCAACAAGUAACGAGCAUCUACGAAGAGUACGGCUACCACAUCAGCAAGAACUCCUACUUCAUCUGCCACGACCAGCAAGUGAUACGCAGCCUGUUUGAGCGCCUGCGCAGCUACGGCGGCCGAGGGAACUCGUACCCCACCGAGUGUGGCCGCUUCUCCAUCUCUGCUGUGCGAGACCUGACCACCGGCUAUGACAGCAACCAGCCCGGCAACAAGGCUGUCCUUCCCACCUCCAGCUCCAGUCAGAUGAUCACCUUCACCUUCUCCAACGGGGGCGUGGCCACCAUGAGGACCAGUGGCACUGAGCCAAAGAUCAAAUACUACACCGAACUCUGUGCUGCUCCUGGCAACAGCGACGUGACGCAUCUGAAGAAGGAGCUGGACGACUUGGUCAACGCCAUCGUUGAAAACUUUUUUGAGCCAGAAAAGAACAAGCUGCAGCCCAAGCCGGAGUAGAGCGCAGACCGAGAGACAGAGAGAGACACACAGCACCAGUUGUCUUAAUUAUUCCAGAAGGGAUUCUUUAUUUAGCCAUGAGUUCCCAGAGAUUACUCAAAGAAGGUGUUCCCCUCCGCCGCAGUCAUUCUUGCUGUCUCCCUGUAAUGUUUAGAUUCACACAUUUCUGUAUUUGCAUACAUGUAGUAUGCGUCCUUCCUUAAUCAUCAACUGCAAGCCUGCUGACCUGAAGUGUCUCAAGGAGAGCGGCUCAGACAAAUAUCUACACUUAAAAGAAUGUCAGUGUGUAAUAUUAUAUCUUAUUCGUAAGGUAUGGCAUUGAAAGUUUAGUAUAUUGGACUGAGCUGUUUUUUGAGCUGCUACAACCCUAAACGUGUAUGUAGCAGCUCACGUGACUGUCAAUCAAACGCUGCACAUGCCAAGUACAAGUACAAUUUAACUCAAUACAAAAAUCAAAUAAAGUGGCUUCUAACAUUGCA
Molecule: messenger RNA, 2461 nt
Organism: Pungitius pungitius (ninespine stickleback)
Lineage: Eukaryota; Metazoa; Chordata; Actinopteri; Perciformes; Gasterosteidae
Gene: pgm2
Product: phosphoglucomutase 2
Exons: 13
Coding region: 147-1982 (611 amino acids)
Biological process (GO): carbohydrate metabolic process; purine ribonucleoside salvage
Cellular component (GO): nucleus
Molecular function (GO): phosphopentomutase activity; magnesium ion binding
Source: RefSeq, a predicted model, not a curated record